Sesamum indicum (sesame) is the source of this 2538-nucleotide messenger RNA. RefSeq names its product AP2-like ethylene-responsive transcription factor ANT. Lineage: Eukaryota; Viridiplantae; Streptophyta; Magnoliopsida; Lamiales; Pedaliaceae. The record is from RefSeq and is a predicted model, not a curated record. Gene Ontology annotation, biological process: regulation of DNA-templated transcription. Gene Ontology annotation, molecular function: DNA-binding transcription factor activity; DNA binding.
UCUUUUAAUUUAUAAGGAUGUUAGAGCGCUUAAGACAAUCAUUAUAACUGCAGGGGUUAUCUUCAAAGUGGGAACUGGGAAGUUAAUUAUGAUCAGUGUUAAUGUGGUUCGGGUUUUGUUUUCUUAUGUUGUUAAGAGAUCCUGGGUUUAAGGAAAGGGGUUUAAGAGUUGAGUAAAUGUUGUUUGGGAGAGAAAAGAAAGUGAAAAAAAGGGUCUUUUUUCCUUUUUUUUUAAUUCUUGGCUACCUCAUAUAUAUAUAUAUAUAUGUACACAGAUCCCUAUGGAAGGUGGGGAGGAAUACCACCCAUUUCCCAGCAUAUGUUACUUGCUGAAAUUCAUUCUUUUUGUUUAGUUUAAAGUACUAUAUAUAUAUGUAUCAGUGUGGGUGUGUCUGAGAGAGAGAGAGAGAGAGAGAGGAGGGGAUUGCAUAAUUGCAUAGAUAGGAGAGAAUUUCUUGUUGAGGUGGUGGGCUUGUGUUCUCUUGUAUUCAUGGGCGUUUCUGCAGCAAUACUACUAGAAACGCAGAUUCAAGUGUUCUUUCCUGAUGGUUGAAAUGAUUACUCUAUUUUCUACCCAAUGAUUGAUUUUGUCUAGAGAAGAACACUAGUGACAAGAAGUGUAAGUGUGUGUUUGUUUGUAUAAAAAACUGAGAGAAACUAUAACUCAAAGAUGAUGCCUGUGAAGGAUGACAACAAUGGCAGCAACGUUCCCACCAACUGGUGGGGGUUUUCUCUCUCACCCCACAUGAAAAUGGAGGCCAACACUUCUUCACCAAGCUUCUAUCUUUCCUCUAAUCCCCACCUCAACACCGCUGCAGUCUGUUAUGGUGUGAGUGAUCAAAAUAAUGAAUUUCACUCUCCUUUGCAAGUAAUGCCUCUCAAAUCAGAUGGUUCUCUUUGCAUUCUUGAAGCCCUUUCCAGAUCUCAUUCACAAGGUUCUUCUCCCAAACUGGAAGAUUUCUUGGGCGGGACAACAAUGGCUCAUCAGAGGGAUGCCAUGGUUUUGAGCCUUGACAGUGCAUUUUACAACCAAGAACAGCAGUACUAUUCUGGGCUUAACUUCAGUAGUAAUGGGCUUCCUUCGAUGCCUGAGGCUGAAUUUCCAUGCUUGAAAACAUGGGCUGAUCAUGGCCAAGAACUUGAACAUCAGCAGGUUAAUAACAACACAAGUGUAGCAGAAGAUAGAGGUGGAAUGGGGUUUGAUGAGUUGAAGUCUUUGAGCUUGUCCAUGAGCCCUGGUUCUCAGUCGAGCUGUGUUACUAAUUCCAGGCAGAUCUCACCCACUGAGGCUACUGAGUGUGUGGCCAUGGAAACUAAGAAAAGAGGGUCUGAAAAAAUGGCACAGGUUAAGCAAACUGUUCAUAGGAAAUCUAUUGACACAUUUGGGCAGAGAACAUCUCAGUAUAGAGGUGUAACAAGACACCGGUGGACAGGUAGGUAUGAGGCUCACUUGUGGGACAACAGUUGCAAGAAGGAGGGGCAGACUAGAAAAGGAAGGCAAGUUUAUCUUGGAGGCUAUGAUAUGGAAGAGAAAGCUGCCAGAGCUUAUGAUCUUGCUGCUCUCAAAUAUUGGGGGCCGUCGACGCAUAUAAACUUUCCGUUGGAAAACUACCAUCAAGAACUUGAGGAAAUGAAGAACAUGAACCGACAAGAAUACGUUGCCCACUUGAGGAGGAGAAGCAGUGGAUUUUCCAGAGGCGCUUCGAUGUACAGAGGUGUCACGAGGCAUCAUCAGCACGGAAGAUGGCAAGCUAGGAUCGGGCGUGUUGCCGGGAACAAGGAUCUCUACCUCGGAACUUUCAGCACACAGGAGGAAGCAGCCGAAGCCUACGACGUGGCUGCAAUCAAGUUCCGGGGUGUUAAUGCGGUUACUAAUUUCGACAUCUCCCGAUACGACGUUGAGAAAAUCAUGGCGAGCAAUACUCUGCCAACGGGGGAGGUGGCGAGACGGAACAAGGAGAGCGAGCCUAUUGCAGAGACAGUGCAGAGAAGUGAGAUUUCUGCUCAAGGAAACGCUAACGUAAAAUCAACCACCGGUGGGAAUUACCAUAAUCCUCUUUUCUCAGUGGCCCUGCAGCACGAUCUGAUUAACACUGCUUCAACCCAAAUGGCCGCCCCUCCUCGACAUUUCUCAAAUUCGUCGUCUCUGGUUACGAGCUUGAACAGCUCGAGGGAAGCUAGCCCCGACAGAAACGGUGUCCCCUCUGCGAAGCCUGGUACCUUUGAGACUAAGUUCAUCAACUCCUCAACCAAUCUGAAUUCCUGGAUUCCGGUAGCUCAGCCGAGGCCUCUCCCGCUCACGACGACUCAUUUGCCGGUUUUUGCUGCUUGGAAUGACGUUUGAAACGCAUCGGUGUAUCGUCUUUCAUGUUAAGUUUUUGCAUGGAGUAGAACAAGGGGAAGAACAUGUAAUUGACAAGGGUGGGAUCCAGUUAUCUCUGUGUAAUCAUAUCUUUUGUCAAAAUCAAAAGACCUUUAAUUAAUUAGCUCAAUAUUGGAAUCAAGAUUUUGGCAAAUGGAGGGAAUGGUAGUAAAGAUA